AUGGCAGGUUUACAGGAUCAGUUUGAAAUACAAAUAACCUUGCUCCAGGUCCUGCUGGGAUGUACUUUUGGCAAUGUGGUUGGAAUGUAUCUGGCUCAGAAUUACGGCAUACCACACCUGCCUAAAAAAACUUGUAGAAAUGAAAAGAACUUGGAUGUCAAGAAGAAACCCCCUAUUUCAUGA
Messenger RNA from Neomonachus schauinslandi (Hawaiian monk seal), 183 nucleotides. RefSeq names its product short transmembrane mitochondrial protein 1-like. The transcript is spliced from 3 exons. Lineage: Eukaryota; Metazoa; Chordata; Mammalia; Carnivora; Phocidae. The record is from RefSeq and is a predicted model, not a curated record. Bases 1 to 183 code for a protein of 60 amino acids.